Messenger RNA from Drosophila novamexicana, 2741 nucleotides. RefSeq lists its product as uncharacterized. The transcript has 5 exons. The record is from RefSeq and is a predicted model, not a curated record. The coding region runs from base 50 to 2581 and encodes 843 amino acids. NCBI's taxonomy places the organism in Eukaryota, Metazoa, Arthropoda, Insecta, Diptera, Drosophilidae.
CUUCCAUUCAACGAACCGAAGAAUAAACGAACUUACAAGGAGCCACGGCAUGCAGCUUGCACAAUUGAAGGCAGCCGCUGUCUGCCUUUGCCUGGGCCUGGGCCUGAUCCUGGCGAUUGGCCCAGUGCAGGCACAGGAGAAUGCCCAACUGCAGAUACCGCCCUCGCUGAUCGAGUGCUAUAAUACGUCGUAUUUCAUGAAUCGGGACAAUCGCCUGCCUUCCAACAUGGACACACUGAUCUCGCUGAUUGAGAAGGUCGAGCAGAGCUAUGUGGCAACCGGCUACCAGGUGGACAUCAGAACUGUUUCGGUUGCUUUGCUGCAUCGUUUCCGGCAGGAUGGCAUUAAGCGUGCGCCGGGCGUUAAUGCCGUGAAUGGCGUAAUACCCUACAGUCCCACGGGCUUUCAGUUUCCCAAGCUGCGCAUUCUGCUCUCCAGCCUGUUGCCCGGCAAUGCGAACAAUUUCCCGAACAGCUCGCUGACCAGCACGGAGCGCUGUUCCCUGCACUUCAUGCUUUCCAGCACCUUUGACACCAGGCAGCGUGGCGACGAGAACACGGUGUGUGGCCAGCUCUCUCAAUAUCGCGCCCAGCGCUUGCCCCGUGCGCUUAAGAAGGACGAAGCCAGCAACUUUAUUGGGGAUGCCGAGUGGCUGGACAGCAGACCGAAGCGGGCACGUUCUGGCUCGAACUAUGUGCAGCUGGGCGAGCUGGACUACGACACCGACUGGGCGUAUGGCGGCAGCGAGGGCACCAGCCAGUGUCCCGUGGAAGAUGGCGUUGUGCGCACGCCCUGGGGCACUGUCUCGGCGGGCACCUUGAUUGCGGGCGUCGCGUCGGGUCUGCAACAGCAGACUGUGCCGGUGAACACGCUGCUGCAACUGGCUACCCAGCGCCGUGGUCGCACCCAGUCCCAGACGGCGGCGUCCUCUAUAGACAAUCGCUGGGCAGCCACGCUGGCGGGUGACCUGGCCGAGGUGACGCUCGUCCAGGUGCCGGUUUCCACUAACAAUGCGGCCACAGUCGGCGCCACCGGCGGCUGGAAUGACACGGUGCUGCCCCAUUGGUAUUUCCUGUCGCAGCGCAACAAUCUGGAGGCAACCGAUGCGGAGAUUCGCGGCGGUCUGGACGGUCUGAUCAUAGCCAAGAACGUGGCCAACUGGCGCACCCAGGCCUCCGGCCUGAAGCUUUCCCAGCUGCUGCGCAUGUACUACUCCGCGACGGGUGUGCUGGGCUCCGGCAUUCAGGCCUGCAGUCGUCAGCAGCAGUUCACCAAUGUGGCGCCUUCGGCGGAGAUGCAGGCACAGACCAGCGCAUUCGCCCAGGUCCUUGAUAGGGGCAUGCAACUGCGUGUCACGCUCCAGCCAGCGGCAAUUGCGGAAUUUGCCAACACUGCUUCCCUCUCGCUGGUCACCUAUGUGCCGCAAUCCUUGAACGAUGUCUCCUGCACGGCCAGCAACAAUCAGGAUCUGUCGGACAUUAUCACACCCAUGACCAAUUUGUACAUAUUUUUGGACACUUCCUGGCAGUACAGCUCCAUUGUGGACUAUGUUGCCUAUGUACUGCAGCAGCUGAAUAUUCAUCCGUAUGCCAGUUCCGUGACGAUGCUCUCCGCUUUGGAUGGCUCGAUUAUUGUGAAUACCACGAAUUACGUCACCGACGUCUAUCAGCAGUGGAACGUGACCACACAGGCGAAUGUGCCCCAAGGCUUCAAUCUGCCCGCUGUUCUGCGCACGAUUCAGAAUAUAACCCAAAAUCUUUUGAACGGCGAGCAGACCAAUUCCAGCGUCGGCGGUCGCUCUCUGGUGGCCUUGAUUAUGCCCAAUCAGGCGACGGUGAAUGAUGGCGAUUCCAACUAUGCCACAACGGAGCUGCAGUAUAUCUACGAGCAGAUUCCCGAUCUGCGCUUCGUCUACUAUGGCGGCGGCAACAUUCAGCGCUUCGCGAGCUUUGUGCGCGACUCCUCGCGGGAUCUGUUCUCGCUGAUGACGGGCAGCACCGUAGCCACAUCGGCGGGACCUGUAGCCAGGCGCAUUGUGAAGAUACCCCGACGCAUCAUCAAUCCGCGCUGCGGCUCGGCCUGGUAUACGACCAGCUGGGGCACCGACCAGAUGUACCAGUAUGUGCGGCCGGGCACGAUCAACUUCUAUCGCGUUGCCUCCAACUACUUCUUUGGCGCCGGCAGCAAUCGCGUGGUGACCAUUCAGUCGCAGAACGGCGGCAGCUUUACCAUCUGCUCCUCGCGCAGCUACGAGUGGCCGCAGCAGAACUCCACCAGCUCUAGCACGGGCACCACUGUGGACCAGAGCUGUGUGCAGAUCAGUGGCAAUAGCUACUCCUACGAUCUGUCCAAUGCCUGCAAUGGCUACUACACCAUCACACAGUGCCCGCCGCUCUAUCUGUCCGUCCAGCCGGGUAGCAUCAACACCACAUCCUGCACACAGGAUGCCUGCCAGACGCCCGAUCAAUGGCGCUACAUCGUUUCGUCCGUCAACAUGGGCUGCUACAGCGGCGUCUCUGGCCUGGCGGCCAGUCUGUUCACCAUUUUGCUGGCGCUGCUGCUGCAGCAGUCGUUGCAGUAGUGCAGUUGUGCGGCAGUCGCAGUCCAGUAAAAAGAGUUCAAAUUAAUCACAUCCUGUAUGUAUGCCCCACCCUAGCUUCCUUCCAAAUAUUUGUCGUCUUAAAUUAUUAUUAUAAUUUUUUUAUUUAAGUUGUAAGUUCCAGUGAAAAAGUCGCAAAUAA